AUGUCGUUCACUUCAAUCCCCAUUCUAGAUCUGGCGUUGGCCCGGGAUCCGGCCACAAAGCCUGAAUUUCUCUCCGACCUGCGACAUGCUCUGAUUGAGGUUGGCUUCCUCUAUCUCAAAAAUGUGGGCAUAUCCGAUGAGUUCUUCAAGCGGGUUAUCGACGAAGGCAAGGGGUUCUUUGACAUACCCAUGGAAGAGAAACUCAAAAUUGAGAUGAAGAACGCCCCAUCUUUCCUCGGCUAUUCUCGUCUUUCAGCGGAGGUGACGGCCGGCGCCAUUGAUCAUCGCGAGCAAAUCGACAUCUCGACGGAGCACCCAGUGCCCGGUCCAGAAGCCCCGCGAUACCACAACCUACUGGCGCCCAACCAGUGGCCGUCUGCCGACGUUCUGCCCAACUUCCGCCCCGUCUUCACCGAAUACAUCAAGCGCAUGGGUGACAUCUCGAUCUCCUUCACUAGCCUGAUCGCCGAGGCCAUCGAACUUCCUAGCGACGCCUUUAACAAGUACUUUGACGCCGACCAGCAGCACAAGCUCAAGAUCGUCAAAUACCCAGACGUCGGGGUGCUGGGCGCAGAGGGCAAGGGAGGAAACCAGGGUGUUGGGCCGCACAAGGACAGCAUGCUCACUUCUUACCUCCUCCAAGCCUCCCACCACACAGGCCUCCAAGUGCAGAACGUACGCGGCGAGUGGAUCGACUGUCCACCAAUCGACGGCACGCUGGUCGUCGCCAUCGGCCAGGGGCUCGAAGCACUCACACAAGGCGUGUGCACCAGCACGACGCACCGGGUGCUCUCCCCGACCGCCGGCGCCGGCCCACGUUUCUCGAUUCCCUUUUUCCAGGGCGUCAGCGGGGACACGGGAUUUGACGACCUGGAGAAAGUCGGGGUUGGGCUUGUCCCCGAGCAUGUACGCGAGCAGCGGCGCAAGGCGCUGGAGCGCGCUGGCGGCCGGCUGGACGACGUCGAGUUUACGUUUCGUCGGGGAAGGGCGGCCAAGACGCUGGGCGAGGCCACCUUCAGGAAUAGGGUCAAGAGUCAUCCCGACGUGGGCGAGCGGUGGUAUCCGGAUCUGUUGCAGAGCGUAAGGGAGGAGGAAGCAGCGUUGGCGGGGAAGACGGGGGUAGUGGAAGUGCCUGUAGUGGCAGCCAAGGCGGUGGAGGCGCACUAG
This is a messenger RNA of Dichotomopilus funicola, 1167 nucleotides long. RefSeq lists its product as uncharacterized. The transcript has 3 exons. The record is from RefSeq and is a predicted model, not a curated record. NCBI's taxonomy places the organism in Eukaryota, Fungi, Ascomycota, Sordariomycetes, Sordariales, Chaetomiaceae. Bases 1 to 1167 code for a protein of 388 amino acids.